CGAAGAGUAAACAUCUCCUUUAACCCCCCCGAGCUGCAGGACGAGGUCUUGGAGCUGCAGGAGGAGAUCUGGGAGCUGCCUACAGCUCUGGGGCAGGACCCCCAGAGGGGGGAAAGGCUGAGGUUGCCCAACGGGGACUCCCCGUAGCCGAUAGGCACCGUGCCAGUCCUGCUCCACCAUCCGGCUCCGCGGGCGAGCUCGCCCAGCAGAACGGCUGCGACGCUGCCAGGAGCUGGCUGGUCCCACCACAGCUCUGCCCCUGCCCGUUUUUUUAUAUGGGCAAGCCACAGAAGGUGGAGAGCUGAGCCUCUUCCCCUUCCACCAGCAUCCCAGGGUGCGGGGAGAACAGUGAGUUAACGAGGACCUGGGUUCAACUCGCUGGGGCGAGAUGGGGAGGAAGCUGGACCUCUCCAAGCUAACCGACGAGGAGGCCAAGCACGUUUGGGAGGUCGUUCAACGGGACUUCGACCUGCGGAAGAAAGAGGAGGAACGGCUGGAGGAACUGAAAUGCAAGAUCGACCGGGAGAGCAGCAAGAGAGAGUUUCUGACGAAUCAGUCCCACCUCAACGAAACCCACUGCGUCCACUGCCUCCAGCCCUUCAAGUUCCUGCUGAACAGCAAGCGCCAGUGCUUGGACUGCCACUUCUACACCUGCAAGAACUGCAGUCGCUACAACAAGAAGGAGCAAGGAUGGGUCUGUGAUCCCUGCCGCCUCUCCAGGUACCACUGCUGUGAUGGAGGGUCAGGGGCAAGGAUUGUGAAGAUCGGUUCCCUGGAGUGGUACUACGAACACGUGCGAUCCCGUUUCAAGAGGUUUGGAAGUGCCAAAGUGCUGCAGUCCCUCUACGGCAGGCUGCAGCCCGGGCAGGGGGUCAACUCCACGUUCCUAGGUCUUCAUGACAGAGUUUACAGCCUGCCAGACAUUAACAGUGAAUGCCAGCUCCUCACCAGUGGUGGCAUUGGGGAUGACAGCGAUGAUGAAGACGACGUCCUUCGUGGAGCUGAAGCAGAGUGCUACAGCAGAAUGCGCAAGACAAAGCGCCUGCUGUCUGUCCAUCCCUUUGAUUUCGAGCUGGACUCGGAGUACUCUGCUCAGUCUCGCCGCCAGUCUAUGCAGCUCUCUCCAGCAGCCAGCAGCCCGGAUGCUUUCCAGUCCUUCCCAGAUUUCUCCAACUCGGCUGAAGGUGCCUCCCAGAAGGAGUCCAGGAUUGCAGAGGCAGAUCUGGUCUUCCACCACAUCUUGCAGGAGCAGGGACCAGGCGUGAGCCCUCCGGAGCAGCACUUCAGCACAGAGGUUCGGCUCACCGUCAACUCGCGGAGAAGAAGCCUAGAAAGAAAUGCAAAACCUGGCAGCCCCUGGAACGAGCAGCCCCAGUCCCGGUACUCUGCAGAUAUGGACACCUCUGAUGAGGAUGUGAAGGGAGCCCAGUUCCCUGCCUACCAUCACACAAGACUCCGGAGCAGAGCCUCCUCCCAGGAUAACGUCAGCCACUCCGGGAAUCAGAUUCAUGAGCUCAGCAAACGCAUGUCCGCAAUCGAACGCGUGCUGAACCGCUUGGAGGAAAAAAUCCUGGUGCGCUCUGAUGAGUCUCCAGCCCCGGAGUCCCAACUUGAUCCCGACGUCGAGGAGGAGGAGUUGAAGAGGAAGCUGGAGGAGUUAGCCAGCAACAUCAGUGACAAAGAAGUCUCUUCUGAAGAAGAAGAGCGUGAAGAAAAGAAGGUGAAGAAACCAGAGAUGAGUUGCUCCAGUGAUGACGUGGCCAGAGAAGCUCGAAAGAGGUCAUCAGCUAAGGCUUUGAGCGAAAUCACGGCCAAAGUCCUGAGAGCCAUAAACGCCACGGAGAAAGCAGUGUGUGAGUCGUUGCACGGAGAGAGCCAGUGCAACGGUGGCUGCGCCCUCCCCGAAGGGCAGCUCCCCAGCCUGGGAGAUGGGAAAGAGGUGGCCGAAGCCUACCGUGAGCUUGAAGAAAACGUGUACCUGACCGCUGGGAAGACCUACCGGCUUGAGAAGACCCUGAAGGAGCUUGAGGAGGGGGCUCAGCACAGCGGCACCACCGACUCAGAGCUGUCAGAGCUGGAGGACAAAGUGGCCUCAGCAGCUGCUCAGGUGCAACAGGCAGAGAGCGAGAUCUCAGACAUCGAAUCUCGAAUUGCAGCUCUGUCCGCUGCAGGGCUGACGGUGAAGCCGGUGGAAAAAGCCAGGAAGAAGUCAACUGGGCAGGCUGCCUGCCUCCAAUCUCCUGGUCCCACCAGCAGCAGUCCAGGGGAGCCUUUGGAUGAUGCCAAAGUGAUGCCCGGGUUGCAGGGGUUCAGGAGGAAGUUCAACUGUCCCAUCGAAAUCACCAGUCUUGAUGACUCCUUUGACCGCAACUCGGUGUACCGUGGCUCGCUGACACAGAGAAACCCCAACGGAAAGAACAGGAGAGUGGAGCGGCUCUUUGCGAAGCCUGUGAUGACCCACCUGUCCUGAGGAGAGGGGUGACCCUCCUGCCACCGCAUUUCAUUGAUGAUACAAGACCUCAGCACAAAGCCUCGCUGCCUUCCCCCCUCAACGCUUGCUCUUCCUUCUCCCCGUGCCCGUCUCUCCCUGAAACUCUGGACAGGAGGGAAGCCAAAGGCCAUGAGCUGGGAGCUGCUGGGGAGAGGAGCGAGGCACUGGGGUGUGAACACAUGGCCAGGGGCUGUCAUGGGACAACACAGACAUGAGACCACAGCUUUGGGCAGCUCUUUGGUGCUGGGUCAACCAAGGGGACCAGAGGACUGUGGAGCGGGAGGAGGGAGCUGGACAUCAGUGUGGCUCUCCAGCAUGAGAACUCGGGGUAGUCACAUGGCCCUCACUUGGCAAAAGCUGGUCCCAACCCUUGACAAAAGGCCAGUGUCAUCUGCCAUGGUCAUCAUCAUCGCUGUCAGGACCUGUCCUUGCUCUCUGCCAGGCCGGUGCUGAGUGGGGACAGGAGCUGACAGCAGGAGCAGGAUGUCCUUGGAGUACCCCAGGCAAAGCAGGGACCCAGGCAUUCCAGGCUGGGAUUUGCAUCCCAGAGCUGGUCCCGACUCCCUGAGAUGUCCCUUGGAGCAUUGCUUCCCUUCCCUGAGCAGCAAAGCAGGGCGAGAGCAGCGCUGGCUCCCUCCCAGCAAGCACUUGGCCAACAGAUCAUAGAAUGGUUAGAGUUGGAGAUCUUUGCAUGAAAACAUCCACUGGGGCUUCUCGCCACUGUGCCUAGAGCAGCUGUGACCAUCUGGGGACAUGAGUGAGGUGAGGCUUGUGGGAAGCAGUGGCAAGAAAGGUGCAAGAAAGGCCAGAGGGCUUGUUGAGGAUUGGGUUGGUUUUCCACCUCUCAAAGAUGUCCCCUGUCCCUACAAGGUUGUACCAGCAAAUCCAGAAGUACUGUGUCAGGCAGAACAUGGGUACUUCUCUGGAGGAGUCAGCUCAAAGAGGUGCUUUGUGGAUAAGCAUGUCCCCUGUCCCUGACAAUGGGGUUGUAGGACCAUCUGAUGCUUUGGAGGGGCUGUGGUGACCUCUGGGGGCUGCGGUGGCCCAGGGCCUCCUGCCAGCUGCAAGCAGCAUUGGAAAUGCCCUCCUCCAGAACCCCCAAAGCUGUUUGUUUUUCUCCAGCAUUUAAUUCUCCGCAUCCAUUGAUCCCGGUGGAUCAGUGCCUGGCUCCAUACCCAUGCCCAGGACAUCAGGACCAGGAGAGGGUUGCUUUCUCUUGCAGGAAACUUUGGAGGAAGGUUCAUGGUAAAAAAAUUUCACUUGGUACCCUCUGGUCCCUGUCCUUUAUAGCCCCCACCUACCUCCCUCCACAGCAGGCGAUGCGGGGAGUAUCGCUCGCAGCCACGGUGAUGUUGGCAGUUUCCCAUCAAUGGCCACCUGGACUGGACUAUUUUAGGCUAUUCCUGUGAAUCUGAACUAAAACCAGUUUAAUUAUGGGCAGUAGUGUGAAUUCUCACGCAAGUAACACGUACGUUUGGCUUUGGUAGUAGUAGAGACUGCUCACUGCCUAGAAAUGAGUCCUGUGGUCAUCCCAGAGCAGUCUUAUAAGUCCAUAGUCUGGGCUUCCCAGCUGGAAAAAAAAAAAAGCAGUUUCAUAUUUUAAAAUUAAAUCCUUCUGUCCUGGAGUUGAAAUGGGUAAGUGCAAACCACUGCUGUUGUAGAAACUCCCCCAGACACCAUGGGUGCGUACCUUGCUGCUAGCAGAAGGGAGCUCCACCAAGAUCUGGCCAACGCUACAGGGUUUGCACCCACCCUUCUGGUGUCAGGGUUCAGCCUUCACCUCUUGCCGUCACCGGUUUCAGCCAUAACUCAAGUCCUUCCACUCAACUGCUGGGAUGCUUGACCCUGUGAAGAAGUCCUCGCAGUGAAGCCUCAGCAGCGCAAACUAAGGUGUCGUUCAGGCUGUAGUCACCCACGUUGCUAUUUGCUGGUUUCCUGACCCAUCUGCCUGUGUAGGUAACAUAUACGUCUAUACUAAAUCAUUCAAUAAAGCCAACUUUGUGUCCAGAA
Molecule: messenger RNA, 4501 nt
Organism: Calidris pugnax (ruff)
Lineage: Eukaryota; Metazoa; Chordata; Aves; Charadriiformes; Scolopacidae
Gene: MLPH
Product: melanophilin
Exons: 17
Coding region: 389-2470 (693 amino acids)
Biological process (GO): intracellular protein transport
Cellular component (GO): cortical actin cytoskeleton
Molecular function (GO): myosin binding; actin binding; small GTPase binding
Source: RefSeq, a predicted model, not a curated record